AUGGACUUGGCGGCUCAGACCCAGUCGCAAGAACCCCCCAGCGAAGACCCGACGACGCAUAACGAUGGUGCUUCACAAUCCUCCUCCUCGAACAAAAUCGUGAAUUCUAGCGAUAGGGACCGCAGCGUCAGCCCCGAGGGCCCACCGCCGCCGUUACCCCCACGCCCCGGUACAUUGAGCCUGUUGGAUGAAGGGGCGGCCUCCUGCCGCUCGACACAAUCAGUCCUGCAGUCCCGGGCUACAACGGCUGUAUCGCUGACAGACAUCGCUUCUCGGGAAGGUGGAAAGGAAGGCCAUGCUUCUCUCAAUCCCCAGGGGGCACUAAAGGCUAAAGCGAGCCUUAGUCACUUGGCCAGCUCGCGAGGGAGUGAAACUGGCGACUCGGCCAGUAUUAGAAGCUCUAUACCGUAUGCGGAAACAAGUGACGUGGAGAAUGUCUUCAGUGACUUUAUUGCAACAGAACCUGGGUUUGGCCAACAGGAUAGCACCGGACUGCUUCAGUUCCCGGAAUUCCAGGCUGAUGAUAUCGAAGAAGGUUUCGCAAGUGAGUUUGAGAGGGUUGGGGAAGUGGGCGAUGAAGGAGAACAUGAAGAAAUGGUUCUAGAGAAAUGGAAAUCUAAGAGGAAGCAUUACCUUAUCCUAUCGGCUGCUGGAAAGCCGAUUUGGACGAGGCAUGGCGACGGUGGACUAAUAUCAACAUAUGUUGGUGUGAUCCAAACUAUUAUCUCGUUUUAUGAAGACUCCAAGGACAGAUUAAGCAGCUUUACAGCCGGCGAUACUAAAUUCGUCGUCUUAACCAAAGGACCAUUAUACCUCGUGGCAGUCAGUCGAUUUCUUGAAAGCGACACGCAGCUAAAGCUCCAACUCGAAGCCCUAUAUAUGCAAAUUCUAUCCACUUUGACUCUUCCGUCCUUGACUCAUUUAUUUUCCGUCCGCCCAUCAACCGAUUUGAAACGACCGCUCCAAGGAUCAGAGACUCUGUUAGCAACUUUGGCAGACAGCUUUACAAAAGGAUCUCCGUCAACACUUCUUUCGGCACUGGAAUGUCUGAAGAUUCGCAAAUCCCACCGCCAAACAAUCAACAACACAUUACUCAAGACCAAAGUUGCUGGUCUUCUUUACGGCUUGGUCGUUGCCGGAGGUCGACUAGUCAGCGUGGUACGACCCAAGAAACAUUCUCUGCAUCCUGGCGACUUGCAGCUUCUGUUCAAUAUGAUUUUUGAAGCCGAAGCUGUCAAAGCUGGCGGUGGUGAGAGCUGGAUCCCCGUCUGCUUGCCGGGAUUCAACAGUAGCGGGUAUCUGUAUAUGUAUGUCAGCUUUCUUGAUCUUCGAGAAGAUGCUGGCAACCUUGCAGACGCUACUACCACGAAGGAAGAAUCGGUCGCUAUUAUCUUGAUCAGUACAAAUAAAGAAAGCUUCUUUGAAAUGCAAGAAAUGCGUAACAAUUUCGUCGAGCAAAUGGAAAAGAACGGCAGCAUCAGCAUCGUCAAGGAGGCUAUAGAUAAAGGCCGACCCACGACCACCGACAUCAUCCCCGGAACGGUUCUGCAUCAUUUCUUGUACAAGUCGCGGGCGAAUGUACAGUUCACCAUGUCAUCCUACCACCCUGAAUUCAUAUCGGCCACACGGCGGCGAAGGCUUUUAUCAACAUACAACAAUCUCCAUGCGAGCAUCCACGCCAAGCACUCCCAUGUCAAAGUCCACCAUUGCGUGUCCCAGUCGUCUAGCUCCUUUGCAUGGGUCACGCCAGUGUUCGAACUCUACUGCGUUGCCGUUCCCAAUGCCAAUCGAAAUGCGCUUGCCCAGAGCGCAAGUCGAAUCGUGCAAUGGGUACAGCAGGAGGAGGAAAGGUUGUUUAUCAUCGGUGGCGCGGUCUUUUAA
Messenger RNA from Aspergillus affinis, 1881 nucleotides. RefSeq names its product guanine nucleotide exchange factor MON1. Gene Ontology annotation, biological process: protein targeting to vacuole; vesicle-mediated transport. NCBI's taxonomy places the organism in Eukaryota, Fungi, Ascomycota, Eurotiomycetes, Eurotiales, Aspergillaceae. The transcript has 5 exons. The coding region runs from base 1 to 1881 and encodes 626 amino acids. Gene Ontology annotation, cellular component: fungal-type vacuole membrane; Mon1-Ccz1 complex. The record is from RefSeq and is a predicted model, not a curated record.